Molecule: messenger RNA, 3405 nt
Organism: Myxocyprinus asiaticus (Chinese sucker)
Lineage: Eukaryota; Metazoa; Chordata; Actinopteri; Cypriniformes; Catostomidae
Product: sororin-like
Exons: 5
Coding region: 260-1057 (265 amino acids)
Source: RefSeq, a predicted model, not a curated record
CACGGGAAGGCGGGCGAAUUUGAAAACAGCGCAGAUUCGUUUGCAUCUACGGGACAAAGUUGUGGACUUUUCUUUUUAGAAUAUCCCAGACAAUACUGUCAAAUUUAGUCAGGUGUACGUAAAACAAAGAUACGCCUCUGUUAGUAUACUUCCAGCGUUUUCCCCCCACUGUAAUUGGCGUAUAAUCAAUGUGUCAUUGGGUUAGCUCACUGGCUAUCAGCAAUCUGCCAUAGUUCCUGGAUCUGUAUUUUGUUGCAAGAUGAGCAACAAAACCCCUCGAUCAGCGUCGGCUGGUCGGUCGAGGAAGAGCAACGACCAAAUCAGAAAGUCAAAUGGAGCCAGUCCUCCAAGACGGAGGUCUUCCAGGUUGUCUGCAAACGAUGAAAACCUGCUCUCUAAAAUUGUGGCUCCACCAGUGGCUGUUAAACGGUCGAUCACUGUUCGAAAAAUAGCACCCAGGAAAACUCGGGCCCUGUCUGACAGUAACAAGGAGAAUGUGGAAAGAUUAUCUGAAGUGGCAGUAAAAGUGUCCAAAGUCAUGACAUCAUCCCCAGGUGUCGCAACUGUACCCAAGACUGCGGUCCUCUCGCCCAUCCUGCCCCCUUCUUCUCCAUCAUCUCAGUCAAGAGAACCUGAGCAGGACCCCUUUUGGUCCAAGAAAGUGCGGCGCUCCUACAGUCGGCUGAGUUUUGGGGAAAAGUCCUUUGAAAGCCCCAAAUCUCAGCCUGCUGCUUUUUCUUCUCCUAACAACCGGGAGACCAUGUUUGGUUUUGAGAGGCUUCAGACACCAGAGGUGAUGCGUAAAACAGAACGGUCUGGAAAAGCUCCUCAGGGCUCUUCAUCAUUCAGUGUGGGUUCUUUUAACAUCUCGGCUGCUGAUGACGGCGCAUCCUGCCCUCCUGAAGUAGAUCCAAACAUCCCUGGUGUGUGCCUGGUGAAGAAAACCACCAGGAGGAAGCGUGUGCAACAGAUCAAGAUGUCGGAAUUGGAUGUUCUUGCCGCAAAGAUGAAUGCAGAGUUUGAAGAAGCUGAACAUUUUGAACUGGUCGUUGAAUGACAUUUGCAAAGGUCUACAUGCGUUCAGGACAUUUUAUAUACAUCAUAAUUGUCAACAUAUGGCUUAAUUAGUGUUAAUUUCUCUGAAAGACUGCCCACCAUUUCUUCGUGUAUUCAAAAUCUUGAUUCAUUUAAACUGAAUUAUUACAAGCACAUUUAAGAGAUUAAACAGUUUUAUCGUUUUUAGAGCAUGUAAUUGGAUAAUUUUACAACAAUACAAUUAUUAAUAAAUCGGAAUAGCAUUCAGAAAUUUCACCAAAGCAAAAAAUCUAUGUUGAAUGUUGUCUAUUAGAUUAUUUCGACAUUUAUCUUAUUUGAUGGUUCAGAUUGGCUAACAUCUAUUUAGCCCAACUCUUUUGUUUUUCUUUUUUCUUUUCUUUUUUUUUUUUUUUGUGUAUUUCUAAUGUUUCUUAAAUGUUCUGUCUUUUGUUUAUUAAUUGUACAAAUUUUUAUCGCCAAAAUAUCUCUGUAGUGGUCUUUUUUUAUUUUAUUUUUAAUAAAUUUCAUUUUGACAGGCUGAGUGAUAGUUAACUUUGAGUGUGCAAGUGUGCAUUAUGUUGCAAAGAAUGUUGUAUAUACUGUUUCCUCUAGGUUACAUUAAAACUCUUAAAGGAACUGUUAAGUUUGAUUACGUCUUUUUCCAAGUUUAUGAUCUAUCAGAUAUAAGUUGUUUGUGUAUAUUUUAACAGAUUGGCAUUAAAAAGAUAAAAUGGUUUGACUAUACAGUUGUGCUCAAAAUUUGCAUACCCUGGCAGAAAGUUUGGAUUGAUUUUGGAAAAUCAAUAUAUAUGAAGCCAUUUAUUAUCACAUAGUUGUUUGGCUCCUUAUUAAAUCAUAAUGAUAACAGAAAUCACCCAAAUGGCCCUGAUCAAAAGUUUACAUACCCUUGAAUAUUUGGCCUUGUUACAGACACACAAGGUGACACACACAGGUUUAAAUGGCAAUUAUAGGUUAAUUUCCCACACCUGUGCUUUUUUAAAUUGGAAUUAGUGUCUGUGUAUAAACAGUCAAUGAGUUUGUUAGCUCUCACGUGAAUGCACUGAGCAGGCUAGAUACUGAGCCAUGGGGAGCAGAAAAGAACUGUCAAAAGACCUGCGUAACAAGGUAAUGGAACUUUAUAAAGAUGGAAAAGGAUAUAAAAAGAUAUCCAAAGCCUUGAAAAUGUCAGUCAGUACUGUUCAAUCACUUAUUAAGAAGUGGAAAAUUUGGGGAUCUCUUGAUACCAAGCCAUGGUCAGGUAGACCAAGAAAGUUUUCAGCCACAACUGCCAGAAAAAUUGUUCAGGAUACAAAGAAAAACCCACAGGUAACCUCAGGAGAAAUACAGGCUGCUCUGGAAAAAGACGGUAUGGUUGUUUCAAGGAGCAUAAUACGGCGAUACUUGAACAAAAAUGAACUGCAUGGUUGAGUUGCCAGAAAGAAGCCUUUACUGCGCCAGUGCCACAAAAAAGCCCGGUUACAAUAUGCCCGACAACACCUUGACAUGCCUCAGCUUCUGGCACACUGUAAUUUAGAGUGACGAGACCAAAAUAGAGCUUUAUGGUUACAACCAUAAGUGCUAUGUUUGGAGAAGGAUCAACAAGGCCUAUAGUGAAAAGAAUACCAUCCCCACUGUGAAGCAUGGUGGUGGCUCACUGAUGUUUUGUGGGUGUGUGAGCUCUAAAGGCAUGGGGAAUCUUGUGAAAAUUGAUGGCAAGAUGAAUGUUAUCAGAAAAUACUGGCAGGCAAUUUGCAUUCUUCUGCACGAAAGCUACGCAUGGGACACUCUUGGACUUUCCAGCACGACAAUGACCCUAAGCACAAGGCCAAGUUGACCCUCCAGUGGUUACAGCAGAAAAAGGUGAAGGUUCUGGAGUGGCCAUCACAGUCUCCUGACCUUAAUAUCAUCGAGCCACUCUGGGGAGAUCUCAAACGUGCGGUUCAUGCAAGAUGACCAAAGACUUUGCAUGACCUGGAGGCAUUUUGCCAAGACGAAUGGGCAGCUAUACCACCUGCAAGAAUUUGGGGCCUCAUAGACAACUAUUACAAAAGACUGCAAACUGUCAUUGAUGCUAAAGGGGGCAAUACACAGUAUUAAGAACUAAGGGUAUGCAGACUUUUGAACUGGGGUCAUUUCAUUUUUUUCUUUGUUGCCAUGAUUUGUUUUAUGAUUGUGCCAUUCUGUUAUAACAGUUGAAUAUGUUUUUUUGCCUGCUCACUCGUGUUUUCUUUAAAAAUGGUACAUAUAUUACCAAUUCUUCAAGGGUAUGCAAACGUUUGAGCACAACUGUAGAUGCAGAUGGUUAGAGGUGGAAAAUGCUGAGUAGAGUUUUCUGUCAGAAAUUAUUUGCUGCAAGUCCUGGUAUUGCCA